AUGGAUCAUCGGAAAUGGUGGCCGGACGACGAUGAACGAAGCCGGCGAAGUUUCUGGCAAAACCGGCGCGAUACCGGGCUUUUUCUGAUGGAAUUCAGAGGUUCCAGGGUCGGGGCUGAUACACAUGAAGAUGUCAGGUGGACCCCUCCGUCACCGUCUUUGGUUAAGAUCAAUGUUGAUGCAGCUUGGAAGAAAGAGACGCUGCAGAUUGGCAUUGGUAUUGUAGCACGUAAUGACAGAGGUGCUUUUAUUCGUGAUGAGGCACGGUAUCUGUUACGAUUUUUCAUUGAAGAAGCUGAGGCUGAGGCUAUUUUAGCUGGGGUCUUCUUGGCAAAGACGAUCAAUCUUAGAAGUGUUAUUAUUGAAACUGAUGCUAAAUGUGUCAUUGAGUGUGUUCCCAAGAGGAACCACUACCGGAAACUGGAGACUUUAUCCUAUACUGAAGGAAAUUUGGAGACACGCAUCUUGUUUCUUUACUAUCCAAUGGCAGUGGAUGUCGAGAAGAGCAAAUGA
Molecule: messenger RNA, 513 nt
Organism: Prunus dulcis (almond)
Lineage: Eukaryota; Viridiplantae; Streptophyta; Magnoliopsida; Rosales; Rosaceae
Exons: 2
Coding region: 1-513 (170 amino acids)
Molecular function (GO): nucleic acid binding; RNA-DNA hybrid ribonuclease activity
Source: RefSeq, a predicted model, not a curated record